This is a messenger RNA of Amphimedon queenslandica, 521 nucleotides long. Its product is annotated as vigilin-like. The transcript is spliced from 4 exons. The record is from RefSeq and is a predicted model, not a curated record. Bases 164 to 517 code for a protein of 117 amino acids. NCBI's taxonomy places the organism in Eukaryota, Metazoa, Porifera, Demospongiae, Haplosclerida, Niphatidae. Gene Ontology annotation, molecular function: RNA binding.
UGAGAUUACAAUCAUAGGUUACGAGCAUCAGGUCCAUUCUGCCAAAGAAGCCAUACUGAGGAUUGUCAGGGAACUGGAGGAGCAGAUCACUGAUGAAUUGGAUAUAGACCACAGAGUCCACAGUAGAUUGAUUGGAGCCAAAGGAAAAGCUAUUGCUAAAGUUAUGGAGAAUUUCAAUGUCAUGAUUCGAUUUCCAAAAGACAAGACUGGGUCUGUUGUCACGGUAACUGGUCUUGAGGAGAAUGUUGAAGAUGCCAAAGAACAUUUGCUGCUCUUAGCCGAGGAAUAUAUGCAGGAUGUCAUUGAGAAGCAGGAGGAACAGGAUCUCUUGAACCAAUACACCAGACGUACUGCAAAACCGCUUGAAGAUACGGCCAAGGGGUCUCGUACAGGUUAUGUUGUUAAGGGGGCCCCCUGGUCCGGGUCUGAGGGAGAUGAAUUUCCAGCUAUAGGGGGUCCGGCUAAUACCUCUAAAGCUCCUACUUGGGGUCCAUCCAGUCUCGGGCCUAAACUAUAAACUG